CUUUUAAGACCUAAAAUAAACACAACGAAGAAGACAAAGGGGCGGAUGACGACCACGAAAACGACGACGACGAAGCCGACAGACGCCAUUUUGUUGUCAAACAGGAACAGCACAAGAGGGUUGAGAGGCGCAACAUAAAGGCAAGGUAAAAUGGGUAUUUUUAACUCCGCCUUCGCAAAACUUUUUGGAAAGAAGGAGAUGCGAAUCCUAAUGGUAGGACUGGAUGCUGCUGGAAAGACUACUAUCCUCUAUAAGCUCAAACUAGGAGAAAUUGUUACCACAAUCCCUACCAUUGGGUUUAAUGUUGAGACAGUGGAAUACAAGAACAUUAGUUUUACAGUGUGGGAUGUGGGCGGCCAAGACAAGAUCAGGCCCCUAUGGAGGCAUUACUUCCAAAACACACAGGGCCUCAUCUUCGUCGUAGACAGUAAUGACAGGGAGAGAAUUGGUGAGGCUAAGGAUGAACUUUGUCGGAUGCUGUCUGAAGAUGAGCUCAGAGAUGCUGCGCUACUUGUGUUUGCAAACAAACAGGACCUGCCCAAUGCCUGUAAUGCGGCUGAGAUCACGGACAAGCUGAAUCUACACAACAUGCGCAAUCGUAACUGGUACAUCCAGGCCACAUGUGCAACCAGUGGUGAUGGACUCUACGACGGCCUCGACUGGCUUUCGGUCCAGCUAAAGAAUGCAAAAUGAUCAGCGUCACUUCUUCUUUUCUUUCAUCUCUACAGUGUCACGGGAGGUCACACUUGUCUGAGUCUAACGUACUCCCUUCCUCUUUACCCCUCCCUCCCCUCCUCUCUUUCUCUCUCUAUCUAUCCCCUGAAGGGUGGGACCAUAUGUCAGAUCUCCCCUGCAUCUAUGUACUGUAUGGGUCUUUUUUUCUUGAAUGAACGAAGGCAUGACUGUCUGUGUACAUGUGUGAAUAGAGUGGGAGCAGCCCUGCUGUGCCUUCAUCACCGUUCCUCAAACAACUCUCCUGACGUCCACCGUCUGUCCACCCAAAAGUUACCAGUCUUUGUCCUCUGUUACAGAUGUUUGUUAAAAAGAACACUUGCUUCUGGCAUUAAAGCCUCUUGGGGGGGGGGGGGGGGGGGGGAAGGUUUACUCAUGCUGCGAAGGUGAUGUGUAAGUACACAUUUCUUUAAAUAAAACGUCUGACAUUCAAGAUGAUCUGACAUUCUGUGAAGUCUGUUUUUAUUUAUAAGCAUAUUGUAAUUUCAGCAGCAGCAACAGGACAUUUAACUAUAAUUUUAGUUUUUCAGUGUUGAUCUGUUCAUCUUGUCUGAUUUUUUUUUUUUUUUUUUACUAAAUCAUCCAACAUUCAUAAUAACAUUUUCUAAUUAUCAGUCGAACGAGGGCUUCCAGGAGUUGCUCCCACUCUGGUGUUGUGUGGAAUUGUGGUUUUGUUUUAUCUCUCGUUUGUUCUUUUGGUUAAUGUCUUAUCUUCCUUAUUUCUUGUGUUUUAAUUCCUGUCGAUGCAUGCCUGACCUGACUAACUCCAGCAUGAGCUGCUGUGGUAGGUGUGUAUAUCCUUCUAACUAAAAUUAUUUUGGGACCACCGAGAUUGAUUUAGGGUUUGUCUGGCGACCACUGGGUUGUCAUCUUUUUUAUUUCGGGCCUCCGAGGAGAAACGUGUCCUCUCGACUAAACAGUUGGACGUUGCAGUGUAGAAAAACUCUGUGCUUCAGGCUCUGUUCAGGCGGCUCUAACACGGCUUGUACAAUGUCAUGUAGUUCCCCACCUAACACGCUGAUCCUGACGUCGUCCUAUGGUUAAAUCAAAGGCAACCUUGACAUGAGUAUAGAUGAUGUUGACACUGUUGAUACUUCUGAAGUAAACAUUUCCCCAUAUUAUGUUUUCGGCUUUCUGUGUCUUUCCAUUAUGAUAUUUUCCUUAAUCAUCUGUAGAUGCAUUACUUACCUAAUUAGGCAUAUGGCAAGAAAUACAAAUGUAUAUAAUACUAAUGUAAGAAGAUGUGUUUUGAGGGAACUGCAUCCACCUACCCGUGUUCAGAUGUGAAGCUUUAACUUUUCGAGACAGUUUCUGUACAAAUGACAUGGCAUGUGCAUAUGUAUUUCUUGAUGCUUUUUAUGCUUUUUUAAAUCCAAUGUAACAGCUGAUAAAUGCACUGUAAUAAAGAGAUCUCUAUUGUACACA
This is a messenger RNA of Cynoglossus semilaevis (tongue sole), 2157 nucleotides long. RefSeq names its product ARF GTPase 2a (gene arf2a). The coding region runs from base 151 to 693 and encodes 180 amino acids. The record is from RefSeq and is a predicted model, not a curated record. The transcript is spliced from 5 exons. Gene Ontology annotation, molecular function: GTP binding; GTPase activity. Lineage: Eukaryota; Metazoa; Chordata; Actinopteri; Pleuronectiformes; Cynoglossidae.